Molecule: messenger RNA, 1917 nt
Organism: Eucalyptus grandis
Lineage: Eukaryota; Viridiplantae; Streptophyta; Magnoliopsida; Myrtales; Myrtaceae
Product: bifunctional peptidase and (3S)-lysyl hydroxylase JMJD7
Exons: 5
Coding region: 109-1158 (349 amino acids)
Molecular function (GO): 2-oxoglutarate-dependent dioxygenase activity
Source: RefSeq, a predicted model, not a curated record
AGGCGGGGCAUUUUGCUGCACCGAGAGCGGCGGCGGCGGCGGCGACGGGGCGGAGCAGCCGCUUUAAGCACGAGAGCGCGCUAGCUUCCGUCGGAGCUCGUGAUACCAAUGAAGCAGAUCGAUUCGCUGUGGCAAGAGGUUCGAGACCUGAGCCUCGGCAACGCCACCGCCAUCCGCCGCCUCGACUCCCCUCCGGCGCCGCUCGAGUUCCUCCGCGACUUCGUCUCCCUCAACAAGCCCUGCCUCAUCUCCGGCGCCGCCACCGCUCACUGGCCAGCAGCCGCCCUCUGGCGCGACCGCGCGCACCUCACUCGCGCCCUCUCGUCCUCCUCCGUCACCGUCCACCUCACCCCCAACGGACGCGCCGAUUCGCUCGUCCCGAUCGAUGGCGGCUCCGCAUCGUCGUCGCCGCCGCCGCCGGCUCUCUGCUUCGCCUCUGCGCACGCGCAGCGCGUGCCGUUCGCGGAAGCGCUGGACAUGAUCUCGAGGAGCAGCCGGGAGAGCAAUUUCGUCGCGUACGCGCAGCAGCAGAACGACUGCUUCCGAUCGGAGUACGGUCCUCUCGCUCGCGAUUGCGAUGGGCAUGUCCCGUGGGCGAGCGAAGCCCUGGGCUCCCUGCCGGAGGCCGUGAACCUGUGGAUCGGGAAUCACUUCUCGGAGACUUCUUUUCACAAGGAUCACUACGAGAAUCUCUACGCUGUCGUCACCGGCGAGAAGCAUUUCCUGCUCCUUCCUCCGACGGAUGUUCAUCGUAUGUAUAUCGAAGAUUACCCCGCGGCGCAGUACUCCUACAUUAAGGAAACUGGGGAAUUCAAGCUGGAAGUCGAAGAACCAAUCAAGUAUGUACCUUGGUGCGGUGUCUAUCCUUAUCCUUCUCCGGAGAACUUGGAGAGCGAGAUGGCGAAGUUUCCAUUGUAUUUCAAUGGUCCCAAGCCAUUCGAGUGCACAGUCAAGGCUGGGGAGAUUCUUUACCUACCAAGUAUGUGGUUUCAUUAUGUCAAACAGACUCCAGAUGACACAGGACUCACCAUUGCUGUUAAUUAUUGGUAUGAUAUGCAGUUUGAUAUGAAAUAUGCAUACUUCAACUUCUUGCAAUCAAUUGAAUACCAACCAAUACAUGACUACAUGGGGACUGAAGAAGAGUCUGAAGAUUUAUAAUCAGUCUAGAUGCUGUUGUAAAUCAAUGUCUCAAUGAGCUGUAGCCCAUCAUUUCAUCUGUGAACUUCUUUAUUGCUUUUCUCUGGUUAUGGAUGGAAUCUUCAUCUGAAGCUUGCCUUGAGAUGGUUAUGAACAAGGAAGACAGUUUAAAAGGUCCCUGACUAUCAGCAAGUUUAAUUAACGCUUGGAGAACAGGAUCUCAGAUUAGCCUUACUGGUGCAUUUACUUCUUCACCAGAUUGGGUCAAAGGUUUUCUGUCAAUGCAUCUUGAAACUGCUUAUGACUGAAUGGCCUCCAUUGAAGUUUUCAAAGAAAUUUGAAGCUACCAAGCUGUUUAUCAGUUUUGUUAUGGUCUAUAUCAAGAGGACAUCAUUCCAGAAUGAUUUGUGGUUCCAUAAAUAUGGAACAAGUUGCUUUAUGGUUUAGUAAUAACUCAGUUUAUUGGGUAUGCCAGGUUCUACUUGCUUCUUCACCUCUGUAAGUUAGGUCUUAAGCUGGUCUUGCAGGUAAAUGAGCUUUACGUCUAGUUAAUUAUCCAAAGAGAAGUCAUCCCGUGCUGCAAGGUUCUAGGAGACGUGUGGGAAGUUUCCAAGCCAUAACUUUCUUGGUGUUUGAUGCUAGGCGAGUAGUAUCAGAGCCCCAGGGGAAAAUGAAGAGAGAGGGCAGUCUUUUUUCCUUCUCUCUCUUGUUUUCUUUAUCUGGUAUUGUUUCGGUUGUUCAACUAUCUUGGAUUCUAGGCGAAUUAGUCAUCCUGAAUCA